AUGGAGGCCUCCGAGAACACCCAAUCACCCUUCUUGCCCAUGUUCGAGACCUUCCGCGCCGAACUCGAUGAACACCACGACCGCCGCGAACGCACCAUCAAAGCAUCGCGAGACAUCACCGCUGCAUCNAAAAAGAUAAUCCGCAAGCUUGCGCAACCGCUGCCCGCACAUGUCAACAAGAAUAAUGCGCAAUACUACGAUAUCAUCAAGGAGCGUUACAACACAAUCUCUGCCGAACUUCAAGGAUUGAAUGCUUGGAGAUAUGCUCGCAACAUUACUGGUGGCAAUCAAGAGUACAUGGAGGCUGCCAUCUUCCAGCACUAUCUCACCACUGGGAUGCUUCUCACAUAUGAAGACUCGGUAGAGCAAUUGCGCACGCUAGGUGGAGAGGGUGGUCCCGUACAACUCACAGUCGAGGAUUAUCUGCUCGGUGUCUUUGAUAUGACGGGCGAGUUGAUGCGUUUCUCCAUCACAACCAUGGCUACGGAUGGUAAGCUGCCUUCUGUCGAGUCGAAGGACGACACUGCAUCAUCAGACAAGAUGGAUGUGGAUACCCACCCUGGCAGCCACAGAGAUGUGCUCACAGAUCUGCGCGCCCUGCGUUCAGAGCUAGAAGGCUUGAACGUGGGCUUUGGCAGUUCGUUCGCCCGUGAUGUGGACAAGAAGAUGGAUGUCAUGCAGACAAGUGUUGAAAAGGUGGAAAAGGCCUUGUACGGUCUGGUCAUUCGCGGUAGAGAGCGACCAAAGGGCUGGAUGCCCGAUCUCGACUCUGGUCCACGCAGAGAUGUCGAAGUUGAUGCUUAG
Aureobasidium vineae is the source of this 804-nucleotide messenger RNA. Lineage: Eukaryota; Fungi; Ascomycota; Dothideomycetes; Dothideales; Saccotheciaceae. The record is from the annotation of a GenBank genome assembly.